AUGGAGCCCUCGGGAGAGCAGCUACAAAGAUCCGAGGCUUCUAGCUCUACGUCUUCCGGAGACCCGCCAUCCGUGGAAGAGCUGUCGGUCCCCGAGGCCCUUUGCGUGGAGAGUGGCACCUCUGAGACCCCAAUCCCUGACGCUCAGCUCCAGGACAGGCCCCUGUCGCGGCAGAAAGAGGCAGCUCUCCCGGAACAGGAGGAGCUACAGGAAUAUCGCCGCUCUCGAGUGCGCUCCUUCUCUUUGCCCGCAGACCCCAUCCUGCAGGCGGCCAAGCUCCUGCAGCAGAGGCAGCAGGCGGGGCAGCCCAGCUCAGACGGCGACGAGCCGGUUGGGGACUGCUGCUCCAAGUGUAAGAAGCGCGUGCAGUUCGCCGACUCCCUGGGACUGAGCCUGGCCAGCGUGAAGCACUUCAGCGAGACCGAGGAGCCGCAGGUGCCACCCGCCGUGCUCUCCCGUCUCCACAGCUUCCCGCUGUGCUCCGAGGACCUGCAGCAGCUCGAGGGGCUACUGGCAGUGGCAAAGGUGUCCGCGCCCCUCUUGGCGCCGCAUGCCGGGCUCCGACCCCUCUUUCAACUCCCGGAGCUGGGCGCUGCGGAGGAGCGUCUGCGGCGACAGCGAGUGUGCCUGGAAAGUGUGCAGUGCUCCCAGCCGCCCUGCGCAGAGGUGACCGGCUCUGGCCGGGUGAUCAGUUGCCCCGGACCUAGGGCAGUGGCGGUGCGCUACACUUUUACCGAGUGGCGCACUUUUCUGGACGUGCCGGCCGAGCUGCACCCGAAGUCACUGGAGUCCCUGCACCCCGUAAGGUCGGGGGACUCUCGACCAGGGGCUGAGGGUGGUGAGGAGGAGGCCGGCACCGAGCGUUUCUGCUUUUCGCUGUGCCUGCCCCCGGGUCUGCAGCCCAAAGAAGGGGAGGAUGCUGACGCGUGCGGCGUCGCUAUUCAUUUUGCCAUCUGCUACCGCUGCGAGCAGGGCGAAUACUGGGACAACAACGAGGGGGCCAACUACACCUUGCGCUAUGUGUGCUCCACAGACCCUCUCUGA
Messenger RNA from Arvicanthis niloticus (Nile rat), 1044 nucleotides. RefSeq names its product protein phosphatase 1 regulatory subunit 3G (gene Ppp1r3g). Gene Ontology annotation, molecular function: glycogen binding; protein phosphatase 1 binding. Lineage: Eukaryota; Metazoa; Chordata; Mammalia; Rodentia; Muridae. The record is from RefSeq and is a predicted model, not a curated record. Gene Ontology annotation, cellular component: protein phosphatase type 1 complex. Gene Ontology annotation, biological process: regulation of glycogen biosynthetic process.